This is a messenger RNA of Puntigrus tetrazona (Sumatra barb), 2117 nucleotides long. RefSeq names its product cyclin-dependent kinase 6 (gene cdk6). Gene Ontology annotation, cellular component: cyclin-dependent protein kinase holoenzyme complex; nucleus; cytoplasm. NCBI's taxonomy places the organism in Eukaryota, Metazoa, Chordata, Actinopteri, Cypriniformes, Cyprinidae. The coding region runs from base 519 to 1493 and encodes 324 amino acids. The transcript is spliced from 8 exons. Gene Ontology annotation, molecular function: ATP binding; cyclin-dependent protein serine/threonine kinase activity; cyclin binding. The record is from RefSeq and is a predicted model, not a curated record. Gene Ontology annotation, biological process: signal transduction; cell dedifferentiation; regulation of cell population proliferation.
CGGUGAGGAAUGCGGAAACGCUCCUGCUCUGUGUCAAACUGCUCUGAAGGGGGUCAAGGCACAUUCAGCCAGCGUGGGAAAGCGAGGAGCAGACCGAGCACACACACACGCUGCAUAUUCCAGCAUAGAUGGGAAAACCAUAAAGGGGGAAGGACGGCCGUUGCAGAUCGAUGAAAAUCGGUCCCUUUUUUUAUCCACUCCGCUUUCUCGAGGGACCGAUCAGACACUCUUUCACUUGAUUUGCUGUUGCAGCGGUGUGGUACUGCUGGGAGAUGGGGCUUAGCGCGUGCACCAUCCGACUACCUGUGUGGCCCGUCGCGAGGACACCGCGCGAGCUGUGAUGCGUGUGGAGACGCUGGGAAACUUACUGAAGUUUAUGAAUGACGCGACUCUCCGGGCGGAAUAUAACAAACGGGGCAGUGCACGUGCCAGCGCCGCUCUCCCAAUAAUGCCUUUGUGAAAUAUCCGCGCGCUCGUCACAUUUCGGGAUUCCCCGCAGUACCUCGCCGUGAGAAAAAAUGGACAAAGAGAGCUCGACCCAACAGUAUGAGCCGGUGGCCGAGAUCGGCGAAGGUGCAUAUGGAAAAGUAUACAAAGCACGGGAUUUGAAGAACGGGGGGCGCUUUGUAGCCCUAAAAAGAGUUCGGGUGCAGACAGAGGAAGAGGGAAUGCCGCUGUCUACCAUCCGCGAGGUGGCGGUGCUGAGGCAGCUGGAGUCCUUUGAGCAUCCCAAUGUGGUCAGGUUAUUUGACGUAUGCACAGUUUCCAGGACUGAUCGGGAAACCAAACUGACUUUGGUCUUUGAGCAUGUGGACCAAGAUUUAACCACAUAUUUGGAGAAAGCACCUGAUCCAGGAGUGCCACCUGAAACUAUAAAGGAUAUGAUGUACCAGCUGCUGCAGGGUCUGGAUUUCCUCCACUCUCACCGUGUGGUUCAUCGAGAUCUUAAGCCUCAAAACAUUCUAGUCACCAGUGGAGGACAGAUCAAACUGGCAGAUUUUGGUCUGGCCCGGAUCUACAGCUUUCAGAUGGCUCUUACUUCCGUGGUGGUGACGUUAUGGUAUCGUGCUCCUGAGGUGCUGCUUCAGUCUAGCUAUGCUACUCCUGUGGAUCUGUGGAGUGUCGGCUGCAUCUUCGCUGAGAUGUUCAGACGGCGCCCUCUUUUCCGUGGGAACUCUGAUAUUGACCAGUUAGGCAAGAUUUUUGAUGUGGUGGGGGUCCCUUCUCCAGAGGACUGGCCACAGGAGGUGGGCUUGCCACAGAGUGCCUUUUCCCCUCGCCCUCCCCAGCCCAUAGAGGACCUGGUGCCUGACAUGGAUGAGAUGGGCAAAUCUCUUUUACUUCGUUUCCUGUCAUUUAACCCCUCCAGAAGGAUAUCGGCUUAUGAUGCACUGUCUCACCCAUAUUUCCAGAGUCUCGACAGCACCAGCAAGAGUCUGUACGCCCAACCCUUCCCCAGCAAAAAGCCCUCCCUGGAGGAGAGAGCUGCUUGAAAAGACGUGGUUUCCCACUGUAGACAAGACCCCCCCCCACCCCAUGAACUAGUCUUCCAUGGCAUAACAUUACAUGCUGCUUUUAAAAAUGUCACCCCAACUAUUGGUCGUUCGUGUUUUUUCUUUGCCCUCACUACUGCCAGCUAAAAUGGAUCACAACAUGCUGCCUGGAAUUUUCGUGUAUCAAUAUCAAAAGCUGCUCUUGUCUCCCACCUGCCUUCCUCAAAGGAAGUUUGUCUGCUCAGAGGAAAAUGUGCUUCUUGAAUCCGAAGCCGCAUCACAACACUGCCAGGGAUCGUCCGCUUGUAUAGGUCUAAACUGAGUCUUAGCUGCACAUCACUGCCGUAAAACAGCAAGGUUUUAUGUGGGACCGUGUCCGUCUCACGUGGAUUAAGCAAAUGUAGAACCACAACUACUGCAAAUUCAGGCCCGUUGAACGGAACCUCUUAUUUUACACCUUAAGAUAUAAUCGCUAAUUCAUUUUUUCAUUUUUUUUUUUUUUUUUGGAGCUCACACUUCCAAAGUCACAUGCCAGGAGGAUUUUUUGUAUCGUUUCAUCACGUCGUUACUUCACAGUUCAAGCAGGAGAGUGUGGACACGUCUCCUCGUGUGACCUUUUUUUUU